AUGACAGAUGCAGAGGUGAUUCCUUUGACGAAGGGCCUCGCUGCCCUUCAGACCGCACUUCCAUUCAUUGUCGGCUGCGGCUCAGGCAUGGUGGCCACAACAUGCGUGCAGCCCAUUGACACAAUCAAGGUCCGGUUGCAGCUCGCUGACAGGAGCGUGCUCCGGGUCACGACCUGGAGUAUUGCUCGUGACUUAAUGGUUGAAGGCGGCAUCUUGAACAUGUAUCAGGGUCUCUCCGCCGCGAUCAUGCGCUCGCUCGUGUAUGGAACAAUGAGACUGGGUCUGUUUUCGACCUUCGAGAAGGAAUUGGCAAGAAGAGCCCGUGAGAGAGGCACGACCUUGUCCUUUGGCGAACGAUCGCUCGCUGGCGUUGGAGCUGGCGCACUGGCAGCGGUGGUCGGCAAUCCGACAGAGGUCAUCCUGAUUCGAAUGCAGACCGACGGACUCAAGCCCUUGAGUCAACAGGCGAGGUACUCAUCUGCCGUUGAUGCCCUGCGACGCAUUGCCAGCCACGAGGGCGUCCUUGCGCUCUGGAAAGGCGCAGGCCCAACCCUCAUCCGUGCCAUGUCCAUCAACUUCGGCCAGCUCACUUCCUUUUCGGAGGCUAAGAAUCAGCUACAGGAGCACACUAGCCUGUCGCCCCCGGUGCGCACGGCGGUGGCCGCUGGCAUCGCUGGCUGCUUGGGCGCCCUCAUCAGCCAGCCUUUCGACUUCGUCAAGACUCGUUUGCAGAACCAGGUCAAAACCUCCCCUACCGUUGGACUUGGCUCUGGGGAGCUCCUGUACAAGGGAACCUUCGACUGCCUUUUCAAGGUCAUACACAAGGAGGGCCUUUUCAGGCUGUAUCGGGACAUCCUGCCUUACUUUAUGAGAAUUGGUCCCCAUUCGUAA
Molecule: messenger RNA, 891 nt
Organism: Fusarium pseudograminearum CS3096
Lineage: Eukaryota; Fungi; Ascomycota; Sordariomycetes; Hypocreales; Nectriaceae
Exons: 1
Coding region: 1-891 (296 amino acids)
Biological process (GO): transmembrane transport
Molecular function (GO): oxoglutarate:malate antiporter activity
Source: RefSeq, a predicted model, not a curated record